Mandrillus leucophaeus (drill) is the source of this 1319-nucleotide messenger RNA. Its product is annotated as spindlin-2B-like. Gene Ontology annotation, biological process: regulation of DNA-templated transcription; gamete generation. Gene Ontology annotation, cellular component: nucleoplasm; cytosol. NCBI's taxonomy places the organism in Eukaryota, Metazoa, Chordata, Mammalia, Primates, Cercopithecidae. The record is from RefSeq and is a predicted model, not a curated record.
GGAGCCCAGGAGGGGCCCCAGGGAAAGAAAGGCAGACCUACUCUGUGUUUAGAAGAAGGGAAGACAUCAGUACUAAGAGGAAACUAACACUGCAGUCUUGUGCAGAAAAAGGGCAGAGACUACAGCCACUGCAGCAGGGAAAGGUGGCAGCCCGAUGUGGCUGAGGGGCGCCCGCCGCCAACAGGGAGGCAGACGGCCAGCGAGCCAAGCGCUGGGGACACCGCUGCAGUGCUCUUUGCCUGCCUCGCCGCACUCCUACACACGCUCCUCAUCUACGGAUCCUACCCUCCCCGCUCUUGCAAACACUCACACAGUCAAUCGCCUGUUGACCCUCCUUCGGCACAGGCUCACAGCAGAGGCAGCAGAGAGCAGGCAUGAAGACCCCCAACGCACAGGAAGCCGAAGGGCAACAAACCAGGGCAGCUGCAGGAUGGGCCACUGGGUCUGCAAACAUAACAAAGAAAAAAGUCUCCCAAAAGAAGCAGAGACGCAGACCUUUAUCCCAGCCCCGCAGGAACAUCGUGGGAUGCAGAAUUUCUCAAGGAUGGAAAGGAGAUGAGCCCAUCACCCAGUGGAAAGGAACCGUUCUGGAUCAGGUGCCUAUAAAUCCCUCUGUUUAUCUGGUGAAAUAUGAUGGAAUUGACUGUGUUUAUGGACUGGAACUUGACAGAGAUGAAAGGGUUUUGUCUCUUAAAAUUCUUUCUGACAGGGUGGCAUCAUCUCACGUUAGUGAUGCCAACCUUGCAAAUACCAUAAUUGGCAAAGCAGUGGAACACAUGUUUGAGGGAGAGCAUGGUUCUAAGGAUGAAUGGAGGGGCAUGGUCUUAGCUCAAGCACCUAUCAUGAAAGCCUAGUUGUAUAUUACCUAUGAGAAAGAUCCUAUCUUGUACAUGUACCAGCUUCUAGAUGAUUAUAAGGAAGGUGACCUCCGUAUCAUGCCAGAAUCCAGUGAGUUUCCUCCAACAGAGAGAAAGCCAGGAGGAGUUGUAGAUGGCCUAAUAGGUAAGCAUAUGGAAUAUACCAAAGAAGAUGGCUCCAAAAGGAUUGGCAUGGUCAUUCAUCAAGUGGAAGCCAAGCCCUCUGUGUAUUUCAUCAAGUUUGAUGAUGAUUUCCAUAUCUAUGUCUAUGAUUUGGUGAAAAAGUCCUAACUGUUAGGGUAAAAUUUGGCUCAUGUGUGGAAAUAAAUGUAUAAUUUGUAGACAUGCAAAAAAUGUUGCCUUUCAGUGUAUUGAAAGCUUAUGGAAUCCCUGAUAACCCAACAUCUUUGCCAGCAUUAACUGUUGUUUUGUUCUAAAAAAUACAAAUUUGUGUGUACGUGA